CGCCUUCCAUCCAUCCGAGCUGCCACCCCUUCGCCUUCUUCCCAGUCCUCCCCACCCCUCAGCAUCCCAACCGUGCUACCCACCCCUCAGUCUCCGAUGCUGCAUGAAGGAUUUCCCCCUCUUCCCGCGGGAUAUGCACCAAAAUCGCUCUCGUAAUAAUGGACUGUAAAUUGAUGCGCUGAUGACAGUUUUUUUAGUCUUCAAAUAUGAAUCAUGCGUCUGAUAUUCCAUCUGUGUCUGCUCGCUAGCAUAUUUAUUUCCGUGCCAUCUUCUCUCGCCUCAAUCUCAAAGGUUUCCAGCUCCGGACAGAAUGAGGAUCUCAGGGAUCAGCACGUGUCUGAGACCCCGCGAGAAGCGACAGCACCGGCCAAUUCCACGGGAAGAAAAAACGGAGAGCACCAGGUCACCAUCACAUAUCCCUCCCGGCUCAUCUACUACUUGAACGAGGAGUCGGAGAGCACGUAUCAUGACCUGGACACUCGGGCGAGGAAUCAGGCCGGGGAUGGACAGGAUGUCCACCUGGCCCAAGCAAGUUUCCAGCUGGACGCCUUUGGCACCACAUUUACUUUGGAUCUUACUUUGAACAACGAUCUGCUCUCUUCAGAUUAUAUGGAAAUCCACUAUGAAAAAGACAAGCCCAUUCUCUCCAGGGGCGGGGAACACUGCUACUACCACGGCCGCGUGAGAGGAAAAGAAGACUCCCGUGUAGCUUUAUCCACCUGCGACGGGCUUCAUGGAAUGUUUGAUGAUGGUAAUUUUGUCUAUCUCAUCGAGCCUCUGAAACAGACUCACACCGUGGAAACAGAAGCACGACCUCAUACUUUGCGCCGAACGUCAUCUCUCCAUGUGACCUCUGUCCCAGGUGACUGGGCUGCUGAUGACCCAGUUGAGGAAAAAGAACAGGAGAAACGUAUUUUUGCUAGCAUGCCAUGGCUAAAAAGAAGGAGGAAAAGAGCUAUGCCACGUAACAUUUUUGAGGAAAUGAAGUUUCUGGAAAUAAUGAUUGUCGCUGACCACAACACGUUUAAAAGGCAUAAGAGUAAAAAGCAUACCCGGAACUUUGCCAAAUCGGUGGUCAACUUUGUAGACAAUAUUUUUAAGGAGCAGCUGAAUACACGUGUGGUAUUGGUGGCUGUGGAGAUUUGGACUGACAGGGAUCGGAUUCCGCUGAGCGUCAAACCGUUGGAAAUGUUAAGAGAUUUUUCAAAGUACAGACAACAGAACAUCAACGUCAAUGCUGAUGCCGUGCAUCUCUUCACGAAUGUGACGUUUCAUUAUGGUCGGAGCGGUGUUGCAUAUAUUGGUGGUGUGUGUUCCAAAGGAAGAGGAAUUGGUGUUAAUGAGUUUGGCAGCACAUGGACAAUGGCUGCCUCUCUCUCUCAGAGCUUAGCACAGAAUCUGGGUAUCCAAUGGGAUCCUGUGAUUAGGAGGAAGGAGUGCGGCUGCAUGGAUUCAUGGGUGGGAUGUAUAAUGGAAGACACUGGAGUGCAACACCCACGCAGGUUUUCCAAAUGCAGCAUCACUGACUACAGGAACUUUCUUCUGAGAGGUGGUGCUUCAUGUCUGUUUAACAAACCCAACAAGCUCUUUGAGGUUACAGAAUGUGGAAAUGGCUACGUGGAAGUGGGAGAGGAGUGUGACUGUGGGGCCCGAAUGGAGUGCUAUAAAGACUGCUGUAAAAAAUGUUCUUUGUCUAAUGGAGCACACUGCAGUGACGGCCCCUGCUGCAACAGCACAUGCCUGUUCUACCCACGCGGAUACAGCUGUCGAUAUGCUGUAAACGAUUGUGACAUAUCAGAGACUUGCUCAGGAGAUUCAGGACAGUGUCCCCCUAAUCUUCAUAAGCAAGAUGGCUACUCUUGUCAGCUUAAUCAGGGUCGCUGUUACAGCGGUGAAUGUAAGACCCGGGACAGUCAGUGCAAGUACAUCUGGGGUACAAAGGCUGGAGGGUCAGAGAAGCACUGCUAUGAGAAGUUAAAUACAGAGGGGACAGAAAAAGGGAACUGUGGGAGAGAUGGAGACAAAUGGGUGCCCUGCAGCAAACACGAUGUGUUCUGUGGGUACCUGCUGUGCACUAACACUGGGAGAAUCCCAAGGAUUGGAAACCUGAAAGGCGACGUCACUCCCACCACAUUUAACCAUCAGGGGCGACUGGUGGACUGCAGUGGGGGACACGUGCUUUUGGAUGAUGACACUGAUCUAGGGUAUGUGGAAGAUGGUACGCCGUGUGGCCCCUCUAUGAUGUGCCUUGAGCGGAAAUGUCUACCCAUCUCCUCCCUGAACCUCACAGCCUGUCCGUCUGGCCCGGGCGGCCGAGUCUGCUCUUCUCACGGCGUGUGCAAUAAUGAAGCAACCUGCACCUGUGAUGCUACAUGGGCAGGGACGGACUGCAGCAUGCACGACCCCCCAAAAGAGCCGCCCGUCAUCGAGGACCCAGGUCCCAAGGGUCCUAGCGCCACCAACCUUAUCAUAGGCUCCAUCGCAGGGGCCAUCCUGAUGGCAGCCAUAGUGCUGGGGGGGACGGGAUGGGGAUUUAAGGUGAGAGUUUGAGCGGAGAGGGGUGGAGGUUGUGUCGUAGGCAGCCUUUGUGCCAUGGCUGGCUGCCACGCCCUCUUAUCUCCCGGAAGGCCCUGGGCCCCCCUGAAAACCUAGAACAGAGCAAGAGCCCUCACCCCCCACCCGGACUCGCCCGGCACCGCUGCCUUUACUGCCUGCUUCACAGAGACCUGGUACAGACACACGCGCUGCACUGCACCUGCAUGCUACCCCAGUCACCCCCCCCUACACAGCGAUAGUGGCGUCUCCCACCUAACCUCUCUAUGGAUAGGUGCAUGUUAAACUGCUGGGAUGCCCCACAUCAAGCCACGCUACGGGGAGGUUGUGUCAAACCCCUGUUGUUGUUGGUGUUGUUGCAGUUCUUGUUGCCUUUCUUGUUGUUCCUGGUGGUAUCGUCGUCGUUCAUGUUGUGGGUGUGACGUCCUUUUCUGACCCUCGAUGUUGUAUACUCUUUCUUGCUGUUUUCUAUGUCUAUGUCCGUGUUUUCUCCCAGGAGGUAAUGUUCUUUUUCCACAUCCCUUGUUGUCUUUCUAACACAUACUCACCCGCAGUCAGCGGAGGGACAUUCUGUGUCUCUCCUUGUCGCUGCUAAGAACCGCCGUUUUUACCCGCCGCAACCCGAUGGCGACUAAACAUUUCAAUAAAUGAUUCGAAUUGAUUACGAAGCUGACGAAACGACCACCACGUGGUUGCUGCGGGUUAAGGCGGCAAGAUGGGCAGCAAAUUGUAUGUUGAUGUCGCUGGCAUUGCCUGCACUAACCCCCCUCUUGUUUGUUUUGUCCUGUCUGUCCUCAUCACCAAGAAAUGUCAAGAAAAGACGAUAUGACCCUAACGCCAGUGCCAUCUAAAGGCUAUGAGAACUGCAUCCUUGCCUAUAGUGCGCCCCUGGGUUCGGUCAGAACCCGCCGGACUGUACCCUCUCCUGUCGCUGACGCCGCUGCUGACGGCGUCGGUGUUACUUGAAUAAAAAAAGGACAGAAAGCGAGAGAAGAAAGGGACCGAACAGUCGAACAUUUUUCAUCCGAAGUCACGUAGAACUGCUUCUCUAGCGCUGCCCCCGUUCCUUUGCCCCUUGGCCCUGAGCAUCCACACUGAGCCGUUUAGCAACCCUGAUAACUGGUAGUGGAUGGUACCACUCAUCGGGGCAUGACUUCCUGUUUACACGUCCCGACAUCCGGUUCCGACCCAGGCAUGACCAGCUUCAGCUGUGGACCUCGCAUGGCACAGGAGGG
Molecule: messenger RNA, 3788 nt
Organism: Labeo rohita (rohu)
Lineage: Eukaryota; Metazoa; Chordata; Actinopteri; Cypriniformes; Cyprinidae
Gene: adam23a
Product: ADAM metallopeptidase domain 23a
Exons: 26
Coding region: 214-2550 (778 amino acids)
Biological process (GO): proteolysis
Cellular component (GO): presynaptic membrane
Molecular function (GO): metalloendopeptidase activity
Source: RefSeq, a predicted model, not a curated record